This is a messenger RNA of Mugil cephalus (flathead mullet), 2075 nucleotides long. RefSeq names its product hyaluronan-binding protein 2-like. The coding region runs from base 71 to 1696 and encodes 541 amino acids. Lineage: Eukaryota; Metazoa; Chordata; Actinopteri; Mugiliformes; Mugilidae. The record is from RefSeq and is a predicted model, not a curated record. The transcript has 13 exons. Gene Ontology annotation, molecular function: calcium ion binding; serine-type endopeptidase activity. Gene Ontology annotation, biological process: proteolysis; blood coagulation.
UGAAUAUGUGGGGUUUAGGGAAUUGAUGUUUCUUUUUUUGUGCAUACCUUAGUGUCUAGUCCUCUGAACCAUGACAGGAGUUAGCAACAUGCUGGUUGCAGGGACCCUGCUGCUUUUCCUCAGUGCGCUAACCGUUCACGGAAACAACCUCACCUCGGAAAUCACAUUUAUCGACUAUGUUGACUACCCUACUGAUCCACCUAGUAUUUCUAACUCUGAGAACGCCUGGAUGGUUUUGCUCCAGAAUGAGUCCAAUUUUUGUGAUCCAAACCCUUGCCUCAACGGUGGCUCCUGCACAAGCUCUGAUAUGGACUUCACAUGCUCAUGUCCUGAGCCGUACAUGGGCAGAACCUGCCAGACAUUGAGAAACGUUUGCGAGAACGUCAUAUGUGGAUAUGGAGACUGCGUCGUCAACGUGACGAGGGAACCGUACUACGAGUGCAAAUGCAGACCUCCGUUCCAGGGCCCAAACUGCAAGAUACGGCCAUCGUCUCCCUGUGAACCAAACCCCUGUCAAAACGGAGGCUCCUGCAUCAAAAGGACGCGACGCUUUGGCUGCGCAUGUCCAAGCGGGUACACUGGGAAGUUCUGUCAUAUCGCUCCUACUGACUGCUACGAGGGAAAUGGAGAGACGUACAAGGGUGUGGUCAGUAUGACUGAAGAAGGGGAGGAGUGUCUGCACUGGCGAUCCUAUUUCAUUGUGCUCAACGGGGAAGAUCCGUUUGUUACAUACUCACAUUUCCCAUCCCUGGAUGCUAACUUCUGCAGGAACCCAGAUGCAGAUUACAAGCCUUGGUGUUUUGUUAAAAGACAAAACAAUCUAGAUUAUGGCUUCUGCCAAGUCAGGCGGUGCACUGAAGACGCUCCUCCCACGGAAGUUUCACCACAGACACCAGAGACAAAUCCUAUGCCGUUCACCCAGUGCGGAAAACCCCAGCCUCGCGUUAACAGGAUUUUUGGGGGCAGCAAGUCUUUUGCAGGAACCCACCCGUGGCAGGUGUCCUUGCUAAUGAGAACCAAGGGCUCAUCUGAGAACUUUACCCACAUGUGUGGCGGCAUCUUAAUCACAUCCUGCUGGGUCCUCACUGCAGCCCACUGCAUUUCCAAAACUGAGGAAAUCCAAGUGAAGUUGGGAGGAGUUAACUUGGAGGUAGAGGAGGAAAUGGACCAGACCAUCCCAGUGAUAGAAACCAUUCGUCAUGAGAAGUACCUGCACACGUCUGAAGCUCUUUACAGCGACAUCGCUCUGCUUAGACUCAACACCACGGAUGGCUCCUACUGCGCUCGUGAAAAUCGCUUUGUGAAGGCAGCGUGCCUACCAGAUCAGAUGUUCUCACCUGGAAAGGAAUGUGUAAUCUCUGGAUGGGGAGCCACGGAGACCCAGAAGAUCAGCAAUCACCUGCUGAGCGCUCGUGUUUUCCUGAUCUCCGAUGAGCGGUGCAAGGCUCCUCACAUCUACGGAGAUCUGCUGGACGACAGCAUGUUUUGUGCCGGGAUCAUGCAGGGGGGCGUCGACUCCUGCCAGGGUGAUUCUGGAGGCCCGUUGGUGUGUGAGCACAACGGGACACAUUACGUCGUCGGCGUGGUGAGUUGGGGUCAAGGAUGCGGCAUAACAGACAAGCCUGGUGUCUACUCCAAUGUGUACGAAUUCGUCGACUGGAUCUACAGCAAGAUCAAUGGAACACUGCGCAACUAGUGUGUUCGCCUUUUUAUUCUUGCAAAGAAAAAAAAAAAUGAGACAACAGCUUCUUCUGCCUUGGAAAAAAAAAGAAAAAAAGUUUAUUUUAUCAGCAAUAAAACCAAGCAUUUACUCCCAGCCCAGCUUUGAGUUAAACGAGGCACUGUUACAAACUCACAAAGCUGAACCUGCCAGACAAAAGUAGAUCGUUUCGUUGGGCCUAUGCUUCUUCCUCGUGUGUCCCUCAUUCAUUUGUCACUUACUAAAGAUAAAAAACAAUCAAUGUAAAAAUCCUUUUUGUAAUUUGCACCGCUGACAGUACAGCAAACCCUGGUCCGGCUCUGUAUCCUCUGAAUAGACUCUGUACACAAACACUAAAUGCAAACUUUUAACUUCA